AAUUAGCUUUGGGCCCGGAGCCCACAGAAGCAGAGCCUAUAUUGUUGGAGUUGAUUAGCUUACCCGUUCUUGGAGGCCACUGGAAUGAAACUGCAACUCUCAAGUGGUAAAACGACGAUCACAGCCCUGAAGAGCGGGCGCUACAGGUGCUCUCAGGGUCUUUCUGAAGUCAAACUGACUAGUGAAGAAUUAAUGUUGAACGUGCUUAACAGGAAAUGGAUGCUGCAGAUUCCUGAUACCAAAAUUCACCAAAUAAUGCUUUCUCCAGUGCAAGGAAAAUAUAGAGAUGGACUAUUUAGUAAUAUUUCUUUUGUAAACAACUCUAACCCAUACUUUGGAGAUCAGUCAAUGGGGAAAGACAGUCGACAGCCAUCCUUCUAUGUUGUGAGGGAUGAUUUAUUACAUCCCUUGGUAAAUGGUAAUAAAGCAAGAAAGUUAGAUGGAUUGAUUCCACUCCUUGUGGAUCAUUCAGUAACUGAUGUGGUUACAUGUGGAGGCUGUCAAAGUGCACAUGCAGCAGCUGUUGCUGUUUCAUGUGCAGAGACAGGGGUAAAGCCUCAUUUGCUUCUGAGAGGGGAGCAGCCUGAAGUUCUGACUGGUUAUAACCUGAUUUCAACAAUAUAUGGAAAUGUUACAUAUGUUCCGAGGUCUCUUUAUGCCCACAGGGAUAGUAUGCUGAAGACCCAUGCUAAUUUGGUGGCUGGAAAUACUGGCAGUGUUGUACAGUGUAAUGAUAUCCUUGAGACUUUUUUAACAAACCAAACAUCUAUUGAUUUGAACCUGGGGCAAGUGGAUGCUUGUAAAAUUGUUGAGAACCAUCCAAAGAAGGUUUUGAUUGUGAAUGAAGGAGCUGGGGAUGCUGUAGCAUUGCUAGGUGUCAUUCGCCUGGUGGAGUACUUAUGCUGGAAUCAUUUACUUGGAAAAGAUAGACGCAUAAAAUUGGUGGUAGAUGCUGGGACUGGUACAACAGCUAUAGGUUUGGGACUCGGAGCCUUAUGUUUAGGGCUUCCGUGGCAGGUAAAUGCUGUCAUGCUUGCUGAUACAAUUGAUGCAUACAAACAAAAGGAGAAAGACUUAAUUUCUGAUUUCAGCACGCGCUUUGGUUUUCACCUUAUUGACCGUAGCUUAAAUGAAGUCAAGGGUGGAGUAGUCCACUGGGUGGAGCGCAGCCAUAGGAGAAAAUUUGGCAAUGUGUUGGAAGGAGAGAUAGAGGCAUGCCAAAAAAUUGCACAACAGACUGGGAUUCUGGUCGAUCCUAUUUAUACCUUAGCUGCUUGGGAAAUGGCAACUCAGCUGAGCAAGGAGGAAACAGAUGGGGGUGCAAAAAUUGUAAUGCUUCACACAGGAGGAACUCUUGGCAUGUUUGGCUUAGCACAGAGGUAUAAAACUUACUUCUAUAACCUCAAAGAUGGAGUUUCCCCUGCAAAAGUUGCAGAUAGUUAUUUUGUACCUUAGAAAUUCAGCCAUUUUUUUUACUAAUUAUGUGGUAACAAUUUUCUAUCUCUUGCAAUUCGAAAGCAUCUGCUAGCUCUGAAUUUCAUAUUUUCUAUUAAAUUCAA
Molecule: messenger RNA, 1559 nt
Organism: Manihot esculenta (cassava)
Lineage: Eukaryota; Viridiplantae; Streptophyta; Magnoliopsida; Malpighiales; Euphorbiaceae
Product: D-cysteine desulfhydrase 2, mitochondrial
Exons: 7
Coding region: 85-1455 (456 amino acids)
Molecular function (GO): D-cysteine desulfhydrase activity
Source: RefSeq, a predicted model, not a curated record